Molecule: messenger RNA, 996 nt
Organism: Malassezia sympodialis ATCC 42132
Lineage: Eukaryota; Fungi; Basidiomycota; Malasseziomycetes; Malasseziales; Malasseziaceae
Gene: NIT3
Product: putative hydrolase
Biological process (GO): oxaloacetate metabolic process; L-glutamine metabolic process
Cellular component (GO): mitochondrion
Molecular function (GO): omega-amidase activity
Source: RefSeq, a predicted model, not a curated record
AUGCCGAGCACCCCGCUCCCGUUCCAUCUGCAAACCACGCGCAUGGCGCUGGUGCAGCUGGGCCAGAUUGGCGCUGACAAGGCGUUCAACCUGCAGCAUGCGCGCUCGUCCGUGUUGCGCGCGGUGAAGGAGGCGCCGCAGGGCGGCGUCGAUCUGGUCAUGCUGCCGGAGUGCUUCAACUCGCCGUACAGCGUCGACAAGUUCCGCCAGUAUGCAGAGUCGUUCUCGGGCCUGUACGAGCAGGUGAAGCGUGGCGGCACCGAUGUCGCAAAGAAUGGCGGUCAGCGCGCGUGGCCUAUAGACAACCUGGACAACGCACGCGCCGUGACACUGUCACAGGCGUGUCUCGAGUCGAGCCCCAGCCUCAGAAUGCUCAGCAUGCUCGCGCAGGAGGCGGGUGUGGUCCUCGUGGGCGGCAGCGUGCCUGAGAUCGAUCCAGACACCGACCGGAUCUACAACACCAGCUGCGUGUUUGACAACGAAGGCCGCGUACUUUCUCUGCAUCGCAAGCUGCAUCUCUUCGACAUUGACAUUCCCGGCAAGAUGACGUUCCAGGAAAGCAAGACGCUCUCGGGCGGCGACCGCGUCACGAUCUUUGACUGUGCGCACGGUCGCUUUGGCCUAGGUAUCUGCUACGACAUGCGCUUCCCCGAAAGUGCGCAAAUUGCCGCGCGGCUCGGCGCUGGUGCUCUGCUGUACCCCGGCGCCUUCAACACUACCACGGGGCCGCUGGCCUGGGAGCUGCUCCUGCGCGCCCGGGCGGUGGACAACCAAGUGUACACGGUCGGCUGCUCGCCCGCACGUCCCCCGGAGGGCUACCCCGCAUGGGGCCACAGCACCGUGGUCGACCCGCUCGCAGUGGUCGUCGAGACGUGUGAUGAGAAGGAAGCGGUCGUCUACGCGACGCUCAUGCCGGAGCGCGUAGCCGAAGUCCGCCGCAUCGUCCCCAUCUCGAUGCAGCGCCGCUUCGACGUGUACCCCAACGUGGCGCACUGA